AUGCAUGACUUGUCUUCUUUUCCUACAACAAGAAACACCGAAGGAUGCCUCCACUCUCUUGUGUUCAUUGUUGAUUUGAAUGGUCUUGGUAACUUCACCAAAGUCCAGAAGGCUAUUGAUGCUGUACCUGAUUCAAGCCUUUCAAGGACCCUCAUUAUCAUCAACUCAGGAGUUUACAGAGAAAAAGUUCAAGUUAGUAAAAAGAAGGCAAACAUUUUGAUGCAAGGGAGAGGAUAUGAAAGAACAAUCAUUGAAUGGAAUGAUACUGCUCAGUACUCAUCAGGAGGCACGGCAAAUAGCUACACUUUUGCUAUUUUUGCAGAUAAUUUUGUGGCUUAUAAUAUAAGUUUCAAGAAUUUCGCCCCAGAACCAGAACCGGGUGUUGAAGGUGCACAGGCCGUAGCUGUAAGGAUUGAAGGAGAUCAAGCUGCGUUUUACGGUUGUGGCUUCUAUGGUGCACAAGAAACGCUCUAUGAUAAUCGAGGAAGACAUUUCUUCAAACAAUGUUUCAUCCAAGGAUCCGUCGAUUUCAUCUUUGGCAAUGGCCUAUCAUUGUACGAGGAAUGUGUGAUCAGAUCCAUUGCAAAAGAGACCACCUCAGGGAUUAGUGGAAUGAUUACAGCUCAUGGAAGGGAAUCAAAAGAUCAACGAACAGGCUUCUCUUUUGUGAACUGCAAGAUUGAUGGAAGUGGCAAGGUGUGGCUAGGGAGGGCAUGGAAAGCCUAUGCCACUGUUGUCUUCUCUAAGACUUCCAUGUCCAAAGUCAUCUCUCCUGAUGGAUGGAAUGACUUUGGAAAUCAAACCAGAGACAAGACUGUGACUUUUGGUGAGUAUAGAUGUUAUGGAGAAGGAGCUUAUUACAAGGAAAGAGUUUCGUAUGGGAAACAACUAACAGAUUCAGAAGCAUCUCCAUUCACAGACAUAUCUUACAUUGAUGGAGAUCAGUGGCUGAAUGGAACUACACCAGCUGAGCUUCACAAUGAAGAACUUGAAGAAGAUCUUGUCAGUUCUUACUGA
Camelina sativa (false flax) is the source of this 1017-nucleotide messenger RNA. Lineage: Eukaryota; Viridiplantae; Streptophyta; Magnoliopsida; Brassicales; Brassicaceae. The record is from RefSeq and is a predicted model, not a curated record.